AACUGGCCGGAUCGAAGGAGCACGAUCAUAACCCGGAAGAGACGUUAUCAGUACGUACUCACGGCGUAUCCAGACGAAGGGGCGGAAGGAGGGAGGAGCAGGACGGGACAGCUGCCACGCUGAGCUCAGUGUACUUCAACCUGUGGAGGGUCGCGAGAGAGUGCAUUUGCGGCAGCGGGUCGCGGUGCAGACAAAGUGGGAUGAGACGCCCUCAGCAAGAACAUCUCCAUCAUCAUCACCACCACCAUCAUCACCAUCAUCAUGGAUCCUCAACAAGCCCCACGUGCUCUCGUCAAACACACGAUAAGGACGAGUCUCGUCUCGCUCGCGUGAAGCGCGUCCUGGCGGGUUCGCUGUUGGGUCGCGGCGCUGGCUCCAGCAGGAUUUUUGGCACCCGGCUGGAGCUGGUCGAGUCGUAUCUCGACACGGGCGUGCCGUACGUGGUGCACCGGCUAUGCAGCUACAUCGAGGUGCACGGCUUCCAGAGCGCGGCGGUGUUCCGCCUGUCGGGCGGCAGUCCGCGGCUGGCAGAGCGGCUAAGGGCGGCCUUCGAGCGGCGGGGCGACGCCGAUCUAGAGGCGGCCGGGUGUCCGCCGACCGCCGCGACCUUGCUCCGCCAAUAUCUGAAAGAGCUACCGCAGCCGGUCGUGCCAUCCACCCUCGUCGGCAGACUGCUCAACAUUCACACCCAGAACUACGCGAACGAUCACGACACGUGGAUCGCCGCGACGAAGGAGCUGUUAUCGACUCUGCCGUCCUCGCAUUAUCAUCUGCUCGGCUACCUGACGAUCUACCUUAGCCGUUACGAGACGCGCCACGGACGCAGCGCCGGAGUUUGCGGUGUUUUCGCACCCGUCAUUCUGCCCCACGUGCCGCCCGCGACCACCCUCCUGCGGGACAUCCUCGCCGAGGCGCUGGUAUUGUUUCCCGACUGUAUCCGCGAGAAUACGGUGAACGGCUUGGUACCCGCCGGCGACUGUAAGAUCUGCAAGGAUACGAGAGACGAGCCGAAGGACUCCGAGGGUUCGUCCCUGCUCUGCGCGCUGAAACCGCGUAAGCGCAAGGAACGCCGCGAAUCCUGCUGCCAAGAGCGGAAGUUAAUAAGGAGUAACAGUGAGGAACGUGUUCUCGACAGUCCCACUGACGUCGCAGAUACGAUCAGACGUGUGAGCAGCCACGAAGAUUUUAAUAGUCAGGAACAUUUGCAUAUUUUAUCGCAGCUCGGCCAAGACAUGGGUCACGGCGUGAGAUGUGGCGGAUUACCGCUCCACGAGAGAACCAACGUUUCGCCAGUAUCGAAAAAAUCGUCGUCGGUGCCGUCGCCGUGCGAGGUGGUUGUGGCGACUGAAAAGUAUGACUGCGACGCCGAGAGAUUGAGAAACAGCGAACGCUUCAGCAGAAGCAUUACCCCGAGAGGUAGGAGACAAGCGCGUAGGAGAAGAGUGCACAGAGUUCAGGAUACUGACCAGAGUUCCAGCAAGGAAAAUGAAGAGGAGAUUGAAAAUAUGUACAUCUCCAAUGUAUCACCGAGUCCUAACAGUCACAAUGGCUCACCAGCUCAGAGCUUCUUGGAGAUGUUGAGCAGCGGACCGAGCAGGUCACCUUCGCCAGCUCGUCCACCCACCGUCGAUCAUGAGGACGUAAAUAAUCCCAGUUUGACCAAUUGGGGCUUUCAACAUUUGGAAGGAAACGAAGAGGCCGUGGACGCUCGUGUGGAAGCUAUGCUCUCGCCGAGGAACUCGCUGUUGGUCCCCAGGAGAUUUUACUCUGAGGAGGAGAUACAGCCGACGGGGCUUAGCCCGUCGGAAAUGGGACUGAAGAACCUUGCGAAGCACAUUAACGGCCUGAAGAAGAAGAUCAAGAAGUACGAGGACGAGUUCGAGGAGAACUUUGGAUAUCGACCGAGUCACUCUGACAAAAUGAGCAAUCGCGACAUCAAACGGCUGUGCACGGAGCUGAAUAAGCUACGGAAGGAACACAAAUUACUGAAGGAAGAUCCAAUAGGAGCGCUUCUGGCGAACGCUAAUAACCGACUGAACACCACCGGCAGUCCCAUAAAUAACAACAAUGGCCACGAGAAAUCGCGGGCGACGCCGAUAGAGGAGGUGGUCAAGGAAGCGGACAAGAAACUCAACGAGAAGCGCAUCAAGUACAACCGGUCCGAUAACAUGGAGGAGCUCAAUUACGAUCAAUUGGUGGACGAAAAGACUGCUGUGCAGAAAGCGUUGCUCCACAUCGAGAACACUUUCGGCAGACCGGUCUCCAAGGAAGACAGAGCUGUCGUGCGACCAUUGUACGACCGGUACAGAACUCUAAAGAGACUGCUCAUCAGAGCAGGCGCGAGCAAAAACAAGGACAGCGUUUCGGAACUGGCCACGAUCCUAGAGCACGAAACGAUGGAUUUCACAUCAUCGAAUCUCCCGGGAAAUCCUGUGGAGACUGACAGAAGAGCCAGCGAGCCUGACAUGUCACAUCGAGGUAUCUUAGACUGUAUCGAUCCCGUGGAUCAAUUGCCAACUGAUAGUGAUAGUCAGCAUAGCAGUAGCGAAGGCAGUCGCGGUACCGGUGAAAGUCUUCACGCUCUUCCCCAGGAAGAAUUAUUGAUGCAACAACGGGCUACCCGCGAGGAGAAGAAGCGGCUUCGCAGGGCGUUGAAGGAAUUGGAAGUGCAGUUCGAAGCUCGAGCUGGCCGUCGCAUGCAACGCGAGGAUCGUGGACCGCAAGUCACCACCGUGUACGAAUCGUAUAAGCAGGCGAAAGCGAAACUGAGACUGAUCGACGCUCUUAUAGCCAAGAAGGCUUGACGCAGUAUUUAAUUCGCGAGUAACGAGGAACUGAUUUGAAGCAACAUUGUUGUUGAAGCUCUUAAGCGACCUUUGAAUGUCUGUUGAGAAGACAGAGUUGUCGUACCACGCAGGUACAUUCAUUGUCGUCUGCAAUGCCAACGUUGCGCGGUCACGAUUAAAAGGGCCUGAAGAAGCAAUAUCUGCUGAAGCGAAGAGCACUAUUGUAACAUAACAUAAGAAUCUAUCGGCUAGAAUCAAAAGGUUUCGAGAGCAAAAAGCAGAAUAAUACUUGCGAGUGUAUAGGAUUUACUUCGCUUUCGUGCGAGAUCGUGCGUACCGUAUAUUCUCUUAUGCGGUUUUCUUUCGAAUCGCGGAUUCCGUUUGCGUUACGAAAUAUACGCUCGGGAAAUAUAAUGCCGAAUGUUUUCAAUGUACAAGGUAACGCGUCUUUUUUACAACAUCAUUUUUGAUCAACAUAAUCGAUAUGUUGAGAGUACGCAUAAACGGACAAUUUAUAGUGAGCAAUAGUACGUCUACAGAAUAAAAACAUGAUAUUGUGGUAGUACAUUUGAGCUCUUUAAGCGCUAAAAUAAUUGUACAACGUAAAACUGGUUAUUACGGUGUGAUUUAUCGUAUUUGUUCGAUGAAAUUAUCGUGUAUCUUGUUCAUCGGUUCACUUUAUACUUUAACGUGUUCGUUUGCAAUGGAAGAUUUCCAUUUGAUUGUCCUCCAUUCAUUUCAUCGUAUAUGCAACAUUAGGAUACACUUUUGACGUUAACGAGAAACUGGAUGCUUGAUGCUUAUUUUGAUAUAUUUACAGUUUAUAAAAUUGAUCAGUUACAAAUAUAUAAAAAAAAUGUACUUAUAUUUUAUAUACAUAUAUUAUAUAUAUAUAUUUGUUGCAAAGAUUUCUAAACUUGUUUGUACUUAAAUCGUCAAGUUUUAUAGCGGUUGACGCAGGAAUAUCGAUAUACGAAGGUAUCGGAUGAACAAGACCCGACUUGUCAUUUCAAAUUGUAAAGACAAAUCGAGAUUUUUCCAUCAUGUGACAACGUGUAUUGUACGAUUGCGAGAAACGUGUCAGAUAGCACAUUUAUUUCACGGUCAAAUAUAUAUAAUUAUAAUUUUAUUUUUGUAAUAUUUACAUUUUCGAAGUAAUAGGAUCCAUUUUUUAUUUCAUUGAAAAGAGUUUCGUUUAGUUUUAUUGAUCGUAAAGCCGGUUGGAUUUUUCUCUGACGAUAGUUAUCGAUAAGACUUGAAAGAGAAGAGAUAGAAGAGAGCGGGUAUCCAUAUAAUGAUUGAUACAUUUAUAAUGGACCCGAUAUUUAUUUUAUCAUCUUAAAGUAAACCAUUGAAGUCUAACGCUGAAAGAGUAAAGAACGAAUCUGUGGGGUUAACUCGUAAUGUAAGUACCUUGUAAGAGAUAUCACAUGUUGUAAUAUUGUAGAGUACUAUAAAAUGUUACGAUCUUAAUAACGUAUUAAAAGAGAAAGAGAAAAAAAAAGAAUAUUCACUAAGAGAAGCUCGUUGAUUUUUGCGUUUAUAUUUUUGUACAAGUACGAUUUUAAGGCCGUUCGCAAUGUAUACACACACAACCGACUAGGGACUACUAUCGUAAAAACGCCUUAAAAUUCCACUUGGAUCGAUUUUUUUCACGUAGAAUCUCGAGAGUCAAGGGUGCUAAAUGGCUUGAGUUCUACCGCAUGCCGACUAAUACGAAAGAAAUGCUUUGCGAAUCUCACUGACGAUGAGUUGCAACCGCGCCGAAGGGGUUUUUUUUUCUCAUUUUACCACGACACACAGCGACGAAAUCCAGUCACCGUUUCACAAUCGAAAAUUCAAAAUUUGUAGUCGAGACACAAAAGCCGCGGUGGUUUUAACUCUUUCGGUAUCAAGCAGGAAACGAAAAUCGGCGAAGAAACUCGUUGAUCUCGCAUCUUGCAGGCAAAAAGAAUUAACACUUUCGAAAAUAAUUAAUAUACAUCGGCGGCAGCGAAGCCGCUCGCAGACACAUAAAUGCGAAAUGCGCGUUCUAAUUAACAAAAAACGAGUAAGAAACAAAAAAAAACAAGACAAUUUUUUAGACCAAAGCAUUUUUUAGUCUGUGAUAUAAUGAGAGAUAUAUUUGCGUUAAGAUGGGAGAGUAUGUGUGUGUGGAGUAUUUGGUUCCGUUUCCUUCUUCCUUUUGUGAAAACAAUUUUGUAGAAGGCCGGAAGAAAGGGAGGAGAUGAUUUUUCUCGCUGUUUCCUUCUGUGUAGGAGGUGAUUGAAGUCGGCGAUAUCUUCAGAAGAUCCUACAGCGAUGACGAUAAACAAGCAUAAACAAAGCAGAGUCCUUUUCCGAAAGAACGGUUGGAGACAGAGUUAAAAUCGUAUACAAGAAAAACUGAGAAAAUGGAUUUUUCAUUGACGCACCGAAUGAUCGAAAUAAAAUAUGAAAAAUAUUGAAAUGAGAAAUUCAGCAAGAGGACGUGUCACUUCGUGCUAAUUGGCUUUCGAGCCUUGAAAUUAAUUAGUCUGCCUCAUCUGUAAUGUCGUUUUAAUUAAUCUUUCGUCAUUUGAUAUACGUAUAGCAACAAAAAUGUGCGACAUUUAGGAGCACUUUAUCUCGCCGCGACGAGAUCGCGUUCGUGUUGUCCUCCAUCCGUACUGCCAAAAGGACUGCGUUGUUCAUGAGAGAAAAUUAAUUUUGUAUUCAACGCCCACAGGAAUGUUUUUUUAUUUCUCGCGGGUGCACCUAAGCCGCGCCCCUCCACUAGUAAGAACGAGAGAGAGCAAAUUAGUAUUAUCGUAGAUCUAAGAUAACAUUUUAUAUUAACGUUAACUAAGAUAUUUUGUAGCGGAUAGUAUCUUUAAUGCAUAAGGAUAGAUCGCGUGAUUUUGUGUAGACGCUUUGAAAGGGAGAGAGAAAGAGAGAGAGAGAGAGAGAGAAAGAAGCAGGAAUACUUUAGAAAAGAAGACAGAAUACAGAGGGAAGCAAAAAAAAAACAUUUUAUUUAGCGAACCUAAGAGACAGGCUAGAUCACGAAUCGUUUAAUUAGUAUUCAAAAACAAAAGAGAAGAACGCUAGAUAUUUCAUGCAGAUCAAAUGAUUUACGAACAUAUCUAGAGAGAUUAGAAUCUUACGACAGUAAAAAAACGAAAAAAGUGCAAAAAAAAAAAAGAAAUCAGUAGCGUAACGAUCAAUUUUUCUUGGAUAUCGUCGCGUACGUAGCUACAACUGACAAUUACAAUCGACCGUGAGAGCCGCGACGACGAGGAAUCCGUCUCUAGCAGGAGUUCUAAGAAAAAACCACCUUCGGCGUUUAUACACACACAUGUUGAUUCUGUAUAUACAUAUAUAUAAAUAUAUUAUAUGUAUAGAGGUACACACAUACACUCGUACACACACAAGGCGGAGCGCUGCGUAUACAUGAACUUACAUAAACCGUACACGCGCAUACGAACGAAUAAUACACAUUAUUAUGGGGUAGCAGGCAGACUCGAAUAAAAUGGAAUAUGAUCUGC
Messenger RNA from Wasmannia auropunctata (little fire ant), 6292 nucleotides. RefSeq names its product protein FAM13A. Lineage: Eukaryota; Metazoa; Arthropoda; Insecta; Hymenoptera; Formicidae. Gene Ontology annotation, biological process: signal transduction. The record is from RefSeq and is a predicted model, not a curated record. The coding region runs from base 201 to 2804 and encodes 867 amino acids. The transcript has 11 exons.